This is a messenger RNA of Nanorana parkeri, 4546 nucleotides long. It is a transcript of the gene FBRSL1, whose product is annotated as fibrosin like 1. The record is from RefSeq and is a predicted model, not a curated record. The transcript has 23 exons. The coding region runs from base 842 to 4522 and encodes 1226 amino acids. NCBI's taxonomy places the organism in Eukaryota, Metazoa, Chordata, Amphibia, Anura, Dicroglossidae.
GCGGCGGAGUAAUCCGAGUGUUCCUCGCAUUCUGCGGAGGGAUCCUUUCCGUGCUCUUCUGUCAGCCCGUCCCCAUAGAGACCGCCCGGAGCCGCCGCCGUGCAGAUCGGACGAUCGGUGACCCGGAGGACCGGGGGAGACCAGGGGGUUUCGUCCAGCACCCCAUCCGGACCGAUAAUGGAUGGGCUUUAAGCAGGAGAGGAAGAGAAGAGAGAAUGGCACAAGCAGCACAUAGGAGGCAGAGAAUCGGCAUUCAGUGGCUGUGAUUAGGAUCUGGGGCUUUCUUCUUUUCUCUUUUAUGUUGAUUUCUGUGCAUCUGCUGUGAGAUUGAUCCACCCGACAGGAGAAGGAAGAGAAAGAGAUUUCCAUUUGUGGAGGGGUGUCCUCACUUCCCUCCCAACAACACCACAACAUGAGGGAUUUCUGACCCCCCACCCCCUCCCCUCUUCUACCAGGAUGCUACUGCUGCAGCCUUUACAGGAUCUGGGGCAGGGUCGAAAGCAGGCAAAUGGCAAAUAUUGUCUUCAUUAAAUGGCACACAAAAGUUCCUGUCCAACUGGUUACUAAGAAGAAUUGGAUCUGAGUGCAAGAAUUAACAAAAACUAGCAGGAGCUCCACGGAUUACUGAAAAAGUGUACAGUUCCCUUCCGGAUUAUAUAUUUAUAUAUAUAUAUAGAGCUAUAUAUCCCCACACAUCACAUCAAAUAUUCCCCUUACAUAAGUAGUCGCUGUAUCCUGUUUCCAGUAUCAGUUGUGCUUAGUAAUUGGAUUUGUGGAUUCAAGGUCACUCAUUGGAAUUUUCCCUGUGGAUUUAUAAUUAGCGGAUUUUUACCCAGAGACGAUGGAUGUCAAAAUGAAACAGCAAAGCAGGAGAUCCAGGUCUCAAAGGGACAGGGUGAGGAGAAGAGACCCAUCUGUCAGGGAUCCCCGAAACCAGAGCCCCUCCUCCGGUUCGGAAGCAGAAAGGGGCCUGGGAAAGGAAAAUUCAAAUCAGAAUGGUAAAAAUCCAGCUGCUUCAGCCAGAAAUGCCAGACCGCCUAGACGUAAAAGGCGAGAAUCCAGCUCUCAGGAGGAGGAUAUAAUUGAUGGUUUUGCAAUUGCCAGCUUCAAUACCUUGGAAGCCUUAGAGAAAGAUCUGGCGUUAAAACCACCAGAGCGAAAAGAGAAGUGGGAAAGGCAUCCUAGCAAGAAAUCCAGAGAGUCAGGAAAAUAUAUCUCUGCGGAGCCAAGUGAAAAUGGACACAAUCAUGAUGCAUGCAGCUCAGAAAGAGAGAUGGAGAGAGGAAAGGAGCGUGACAAGAAGAAGUACCCUCUUAAGACAAUAAAUCAGGUAAGGAUUGACAGUAACAGGUCCUUCCACAAUCUAAUUGAUUGCAACAUGCAACAAAGCAGUGGCUCAAGAAGAAGCACAUUAAGGGAUAGCUCAGCUCAGUCACUUUCAGGACACGGCUACUCAUGUGACAGCGAAAGUGAUAUCGACGAUAAGUGCUCCAAUGUUGGCUCUGAGAUUCUCUUUUCUCCAGCUGCCUCUGCAGGUAACCUUCUGAAUGACAAGCCUGAGUCACAGGCCCCCUGCCACCCUAAAGUGUCGGGACUAGAACGCAGCCAGGAGCUGAACACAGAGGUUCUAUAUAUCCCACCGAUACAUAGUCCGCCACCACCUCCUGUUGCUAUUGUCACGUCUGCCUCAUCUACACCGGCAUCAAGUACUCGGGCUAGCCCUCUAGUAAAGAAAGAACCUACCAUUGUUGCCCCAGCUCCACCAAGACUAACACCUCAACCCCAACCACGUCCUCAGUCUCGGCCUUUGUCUCAGCCUCAGUUAUUACCUAUUGAGCUACGGACUCAAAAUCAUAUCCCUUCACAUCUUACCUAUCCUGGGCAUCAACAUCAGCAACAGCUGCCACAAAACGGAAUCACCAGCAUAAGCCGGAGUAGCAGUGCUAGCAGUGCAGCGAGUAUCAGCAUACCCAAGCACCUACCGUCUUCCCCUCAGAUUCCUCCACAUCACCCUGCUGGACCGGGUCUGCCCCUCUCCAUCUCCAACCUUGCUACCUCACACUUUGCUCUCAGAUCUCAAUCGCAGCAUCAUCCGGCCAUGUUUGCCAGCCCUCCCACACUGCCACCUCCACCAUCUUUACCUACUAAUGGCCUUGUAAUCCCUGGGCACCCUGCUGGAGCUGGAUAUUCCGAUCACGAACUUCUCAGACAGGAGCUGAAUAAUCGAUUUUUGGUUCAGACCUCGGACCGGGCUGGUGCCCCUCUCGGCUCUGUGCCGCUGCUGAGGGCGGAGUUUCACCAGCACCAACACACGCACCAACACACCCACCAGCACACUUUUACUCCCUUCACAUCCAACCUACCCCCGACGCAGCUUAUGCCGCCUAAUGCACCUACCAUGGUGCGUACCCCAGCUCGAAAUUUUGACAAGUACGCUCCCAAGUUAGACAGCUCUUAUUUUCGUCAUUCUAGCUUCUUUCCAACAUAUUCUUCUCCAAUGCCUGGAAUGCCCCCAAUGCUUCCUCAUUCAGGUCCAUUUAGUUCUCUUCAGGGAGCUUUUCAGCCGAAGACCUCAAAUGCCAUUGAUGUCACUAGCAGGCCCGGUGCAGUACAUCAUACUCUCCUACAGAAAACACCUGGGGUUACUGAUCCAUACAGGACACCAGUAAGAAAACCAGGCAAGUGGUGUGCAGUACAUGUCCAGAUAGCUUGGCAAAUCUACCACCAUCAGCAGAAGAUGAAGCAAAUGCAGAUGGAUCCUCACAAGCUGGAUAUUUGUGGCAAACUUGACUUAUUCAGCAGGCCGCCUGCACCAGGUGUCUUUCCAGGCCUCCCUUAUCCUCAUGAUUUAGCCAGACCUUUAUUUUCAAGCACAGGUCCAACACAUCCAGGGGCAACACCAUUUGGACCUUCCCCACACCACAGCGGUUUCCUGCCAACGAGCCAUUUGGCUGGUAAGUAUCCAUUUAGCAGGUCAAGCAGCUUCAGCGGCCUGGGGAACUUAGGCAGCAAUGCCUUUGGAGGAUUAGCCAGUCAUGCUCUAACACACAACAGCUUGUUCACUCACAAAGAAAGCCCGACCCUUCAGAACUUUAGCAGCCCCCAUGAGCCCUGGAAUCGGCUCCAUCGGACUCCACCGUCUUUCCCAACUCCUCCUCAGUGGUCCAAGGUCGGAGACUCCGAAAGAAGUUCCUCUGUGACCAACCAUGACAGAGACAAGGAAGACAAGAGGGAGUUGUCUCUGGCAAAAGAUGAAAGAGACAAAGAGAGGGACUUAUUGGAUAAAAGCCGACAUCAUUCUAACAGAUCCUCUCCUGCAUCAGCCCCUGUCAGCCACCAAAUAAGCAACCUCAUUCGCAGCAACAGCCAGACCCCUAGCGACUCUCUGAGACAAGGCAGCUUAGGGGACAGGUCCAAAGAUAUUGAACGGGAAAAUACCGAUCGCUUACGUGACGUUCCAUCCGCAGAGCACAAGAUCAAGGAAAGCCGUUCCCCGGUAAAGGAACCACCACUUCACGAUAAGAGGACGAUAGAGGAUGGCAGUAAGCCAGUCAUCCAGUCUGUAUCACCGUAUGGUAAACCAGUCCUAAGUGAAAGCUUAAAAUUAAGCAACCUGGUAGGAAAAGACAGUGAAAGGAAGCCUGAAUUGCCAACAGAUCUCCAGAAGAUCAAAAGUGAUGUCAAAGUUAAGGAGGAGCGCAAAGAGGAUUCGGAUGUGUUAGUAGUAGGCUCUGAGCCUCCUCAUCCGGUGCGGACAGUGGAACAUCAACCGCUUCCACCCCCAGCAUCCAUGCAUGGAUUAUCUUUGCACCACACAAUGGCAGCCUCCAUGCAGCUCCCAAUGGGUAGUGUCCACCAAAUGAACAACUUGAAUAUGCUGGACCGCAGUAGGGUAAUGACCCCACUUAUGGGAAUGGGCCCUCUUACAGGCAGAGAGAGGCUUCAACAUGCAGGUUUUGCAUGGGACCCAGUGAGAGACCCAUUGCGUGAUGCUUACCGCACACUGGACUUGCAGAGAAGGAUGGAUUUCCACUUGCGUGCUGAAGGUAUGCACAGGUACCCAGCAACAGCUGCUGCCAGCUUCUAUGACCAUGAACGAUCUUACCGUGAUCGCGAGCCACAUGAUUACAGCCAUGAACAGUUCUUGGAGGCACGAAGGGAACAGGAACGAUUGAGACAUGCUGAUGAGCGUGAGAGAGAACGAUUGCAUUUAAGAGAUGAGAUAGAAAGGGCACGAAUGCACCAUCUUCACUCCUCCCCACUAGACAGCCAUUUGGCACACAUGCAGUCCUUCAUGCCACACUUGAGCAGUGUGCCCUAUCCUAGACUCAGCCCUUCAGGCGCCAUGCACAAUGGAAUCCUAAACCGGACCCCACCCACAGCUGCACUAAGCGCCCCCCCUCCUUUAGUGCCAGCCAGCAACACAAGGCCCGCCUCCCCCCGCAGGACUAAUCCCCUCACAAAUUCAGAAGCACGGGACUUCUCACCUUCCAGAAAUCCUAAAGAAGUUGAGGCUCGAUAGUCUCCUUCUAAAAAUAUAAUAAAA